ACGCCCUUCACCCCCAGCCGCCUCCUCGUCUUCUCGUUCAAAGCUUCAAUUGUCAAGGACGUUUUUACCACUAGAGUAUCGGACAUCUGGUUUCAGAUCUCACCGCCGAGCAUCGGGAGAUCCAUGGCCUCACCAGCUCGUCGUGCAAGACCUCAAGUCACCGCAGAAGUUCAAGUCAGACUACCACCAAUAAAAUCAUUACAACUAGCACACACAACAACAGAACAAGACACUGUAUACCCAACCCCACUAAGCGCUGCAUGGCCUCCAAAUCAACAAUUCGCAAGAACAACUCCCCUAGUACCAACAACACUAGAUCCAACAGCCUAUCCAACUCCAAUCUCUGCACGUCCACACAGAAACUCAUAUCCACAACAAUUCCAAAACUCUUCAUUUCACUACGUACCACCAACAACCGCAGAAAGUACAACAAGCACUUCAAGUUCAACAAGAAAUUUCUUAGACGACAAGACUCUUCCAUUCGCUCAUGACAGAACUACCACCACCUACCCCCGCUAUCAACAUCCACCACGUGACCCACAACAACCAGACGAUCGAAGCGUGUACACUCCCGCAGAAGCACGCGCAGCCUACCAGCCCAGCCCUAGCCCUUACACACAAGACACACGUCCUUAUCCACAGGACCCGCGUUACACCCAAGACCACCCACGUCCACCCUACACCAGCACUCCUGACCCUAGGUACGACGCACGUGCAACCUACCCAGCUCAAGAUGCGAGGACUUACCAAGACCCGCGGUAUCCGGAUCCGCAGAGGGCGUAUCCGGCUGAUCAACGAAGCUACCAGACCAGCCCUGAGAUCGAGAGGGCCUACCAGGAUGCCCGUUAUCCGCCUCAGGACGCCCGCGCAGCCUAUGACGCGCGCUAUUCCGAUGCCCGUGCCUAUCCUCAGGAAUCGAGGCCCUAUGUGCCUCCGCCGCAGCCAGCUCCACCACAGCCCCAAACGCAAGACACGCGAUACACCCCCACACAAGAACCCCGAAACACAUACCCUCCGCCCGCCCCUCCCUACCCGCCAGCCCAGGAUACGAGACCAUAUGCACCGCCUGUAGAGCGUACUUAUUCCCAGUCCCAUACGGAGGUCCGGGGGUAUCCGGUAGAGAGGCAGCAGCAGCAGUUGGGUUAUUCGCAUGAUGCGCAACAGGGAAGGGCGUCAUCUGUGCUAGAACCGCAGCCACAAUCACAAUUACCUCACUCCCAACCUCCACGCGAACAACGCGGCUCAACUUCCAAUGAUCGUAAUUUAGGCGUAGUUGAGCCUCGCGCCGUAGAAGUCAGGCCUACUUUGUUGCAGAGGCAGUCGGUUGGUGAUGCGAGACCUCUGGCGGUGGAGACAAGGGGGGUGGGUGUAGGGUUGGAGACGCAAGUGAGAAUGGAGACACAGCCGAGGGCGGUGGGCGUGGAGACGCAGAGACAACCAGCAUUCGAGUCACAGAGGGCACCUACAUUCGAAUCGCAAAGGCCACCCGCGUUUGAGUCACAGAGACCACCUGCGUUCGAGUCGCAGAGGCCACCAGCGUUCGAGUCACAGGUUAGAGGUGCGGGGGCGGAGACACAGACACAGACGCAAGGAAGGCAGGCAGUGUUUGAGCCUCAGCCGAGGCAGGCGAAUUUGGAGACGCAGGGGAGACCACCAGUAUUCGAUACCCAGACGAGAUCUACGGCGUUCGAGUCACAAGCAAGACCGACGUUCGAGCCUCAGAGACAGACGAUGCUUGAGCCUCAGCCAAGAUCCACAGUUCUCGAGUCGCAAACAAGACCUGCACCAUUCGAAGCUCAGUCAAGAACUGCGGUGCUCGAAUCACAGGCAAGACCACCUAUGAUGUUGGAAGGUCCAGCAAGAUCUACGGGGUUCAUUUCGCAGUUACAGUCUCAGUCACAAGCCCAGUCCCAGGAAUCUCAACGGGUAGCAGGAGAUGAGAGAAUGGGCAAGGAAGAUGUCAUUCGGGAGAUCGUUCAGCAUUGUACUGCGCUUUAUAAAUUUGCAGAUCAUUAUUGUGAGUUCCUGUCUUGUCUCUCCCCUUUAACUCUCUUCCACGUCAAUCCCCACUCUCAACACUAACCUCCCUCCCACAGCUGCCCUCCAAUCCUCCAACCCACACAUCCAACCACCCCCAGAACAACUCGCAGAAAUGACAGCCCGCGCAGGAGAAGUCGUCCGUCUCCUUGAAGCACUCCGAAGCGACACCCCCAUCUUUCCAUCCUCCCUCCUCUCCGCAUCGGCAUUCGCUUCCACAUCUGGACCCCACGCACUCGUCUCAGUCCACCCCCAUUCCCUAGAAGCAACCGUCAAAGGACACAUGACCUCAAGCUCUAGUCU
Suillus subaureus is the source of this 2340-nucleotide messenger RNA. RefSeq lists its product as uncharacterized. Lineage: Eukaryota; Fungi; Basidiomycota; Agaricomycetes; Boletales; Suillaceae. Bases 124 to 2082 code for a protein of 652 amino acids. The transcript is spliced from 3 exons. The record is from RefSeq and is a predicted model, not a curated record.